AUGUCGCUCAAUCUGUCCUGCCCAGCCACGACCAUGCGCGCAGUCGUUUACCAUGGCACCCCUUUUGAAAUGAUGGUUCAGGAUGUUGCUAAGCCAACCAUCUUGAACGAGACAGAUGUUGUUGUGCGGGUGACCACUUCAGCCAUGUGCGGAUCCGACCUGCACAUCUAUCGCGGCUACAUGGGCGGUGCCCCGCCAUGGACAAUGGGCCACGAGGCUGUUGGCUACAUCUCGGAAAUCGGCGACGCCGUGUCCUCCUUCGCCGUCGGGGACUACGUCAUUGUUCCCGACACCGUGUCUGCGGGUCACUUGGAGAUCGAGCCGGCGUCGAAAGAGUACUUCGGCUUCGGUAAUAGUGAGAUGGGCCUCGGUGGGCUUCAAGCUGAAUACGCGAGGGUCCCUUUCGCUGAAGCUAACCUGAUCCCUAUCCCAUUGACCCAAGAAACCGCCAACUCGACGAUUGAGCACGACUACCUGACCGUUGCGGACAUCUUCGCUACGGGGUGGGCCGGUAUCGACUACACCGGGUUCGAAUCCGGCGAUUCCGUCGCCGUCUUCGGGGCAGGACCCGUCGGGCUGCUAUCUGCCUACUCCGCCAUCUUGCGUGGGGCUUCCAAGGUCUACGUUGUCGACCACGUGGAGGAGCGCCUCGGUCUUGCGGCUUUCAUCGGAGCUAUCCCGAUCAACUUUGCCGACAAAGAUCCCGUCGCCCAAAUCUUGGCUCGCGAGCCACGCGGGGUGAUGCGCACCGUGGACUGUGUUGGCAUGGAGGCAUUGAAUCCCGGCCUUGAGAUGGACGAGAGCAUCGUGUUGCAACAGAUGAUCGAUGUGGCCCAUUUCGGAGGAGGCAUCGGUCAGUUGGGUGUGUAUCAGUCUCAGGAAAGUUCUCCUGGUGCACCGUACGGCAGCAUCAUCUCGCCCACCAUCCCCUUUUCCGCCUCGACCUUCUUUGCCAAGAGCUUGAGCUU
This is a messenger RNA of Colletotrichum costaricense, 968 nucleotides long. Its product is annotated as alcohol dehydrogenase GroES-like domain-containing protein. Gene Ontology annotation, molecular function: oxidoreductase activity; zinc ion binding. The record is from RefSeq and is a predicted model, not a curated record. Lineage: Eukaryota; Fungi; Ascomycota; Sordariomycetes; Glomerellales; Glomerellaceae. The annotation marks the transcript as partial. The transcript has 2 exons.